GAUAACAGAUAAAAAAAAAAAAUUAAAAAAUGGAGAAACAAAGUAGAGUUUACAGCCACCCAGAAGUUGAUAAAACAAUAAAAAUAAGUGAUGAUUUAAUAGAAGAAAAAAUUAAAAUAAUUAAAAAUAAAGCUAAUAAACUUCCGGACAAUGAAAGAGAAAUUAUUUUACGUAAAUCGAUUGGUCACAUUGAUUUAACCUCAUUGAAUCUUGAUGAUACAACUGAGACUAUUGAAAAACUCUGCUCAAAGGCUAUUAAUCCUUUAAAUUUGGAAGAACGAUCAGAUAAUAUUCAUACAGCAGCUGUUUGUGUUUAUCCAGCUCGAGCAACAGAUGCUAUUAAUUUUUUGAUAAAUAAAAAUGCAACUUAUCUUCCAGUAGCAAGUGUUGCUGGUGAUUUUCCAGCUGGAAAAUUGCCGUUUGAUGAACGUCUUCAAGAAGUCAUUGAUGUCGUUGCAAUGGGUGUUCAAGAAAUUGAUAUUGUUAUUGAUAGAUCAUUAGUUUUAAAUGAAGAUUGGGAUACUUUAUUCAAGGAAAUAUCAGAAAUGAAAAAAGCAUGUGGCAACAAGUGCCUAAAGACAAUAUUAUCAACAGGUGAUUUGCCUAGUUUGGAGCAUGUUUAUCAUGCAGCCAUGGUUGCAAUGCAAGCUGGUUCUGAUUUUAUAAAAACUUCAACUGGCAAAGAGACUGUUAAUGCAACAUUACCAGUUGGUAUUGUCAUGUCAAGUGCAAUUAAAAUAUACGAAAAAAAUACUGGACGCAAGGUUGGAUUCAAAGCUGCUGGUGGCAUCAAAACAGCUAAUCAAGUUGUUGAAUGGAUGAUUCUUGUUGAAUCAGAGUUAGGUCAUGAUCAUUUGGACAACACCAACUUGUUCAGAGUUGGAGCAUCAAGUCUUCUUGAUGAUAUUGUUGAAAAUAUUUCUCUCAAAAAAAUGUAAAACACACACAAAAUAUUUUCACAACACAUUUUAUAAUGAUCACUAUUAUUUUUCAACAUUGU
This is a messenger RNA of Aphidius gifuensis, 1000 nucleotides long. It is a transcript of the gene Dera, whose product is annotated as deoxyribose-phosphate aldolase. Gene Ontology annotation, molecular function: deoxyribose-phosphate aldolase activity. The coding region runs from base 30 to 938 and encodes 302 amino acids. Lineage: Eukaryota; Metazoa; Arthropoda; Insecta; Hymenoptera; Braconidae. The record is from RefSeq and is a predicted model, not a curated record. Gene Ontology annotation, cellular component: cytoplasm. Gene Ontology annotation, biological process: carbohydrate catabolic process; deoxyribonucleotide catabolic process. The transcript is spliced from 4 exons.